Messenger RNA from Chara braunii, 626 nucleotides. NCBI's taxonomy places the organism in Eukaryota, Viridiplantae, Streptophyta, Charophyceae, Charales, Characeae. The record is from the annotation of a GenBank genome assembly.
UGCAGCACACCCUGACCCCGACCCCGCCGCCGAUCCCCGAGGGCGGUUACGGUGCUGGUGUUUUGGCGGGAAGCAUGACGCUGGAGAAGCUCCGGUCCGUAGUUCGAGAUUGCCUCGGGAAACACCUCUACUCCUCGGGAAUCUUCUUUGCGGACAAACUUGUCACCAUGUCCGACAGCGCUCCUGCCGAUGUAUUCCUCCUCUCGCAGGCUUAUUAUCUCGGAAAGCAUUACCGAAGGGCUCUCCAUCUGCUGCGUCAAGAACACCUUUUGGCGGCGGAUGCGAGGUUUCGGUAUCUCGCUGCCAAAUGCCUGGAAGAAGUGAAGGAGUGGGACGAGUGUCUUGCUUUGCUAGGAGAUGGUGAAUUUGAUGAGGAUGGCAAUGCUGACGUCAUCGAAAUGGACUCUGCCGAGGGAGAGAUGUUGGACAUGCCCGGGGAUGGCAGAGAGAUCAAUAUUGCUGCAGCUAUUUGUCUGCUCAGGGGAAGAGCUUACGAGGCAUUGGAGAAUAGGACGCGUGCAGCACUGUGGUACAAAGCAUCACUGAAGGCAGAUCCUUAUUGCUAUGAGGUUUGUACUUAGCAGUAAAAAGACAUGUUGAGGGCUCAAUCAAACUUGAAGUUUUCA